Molecule: messenger RNA, 576 nt
Organism: Parnassius apollo (apollo)
Lineage: Eukaryota; Metazoa; Arthropoda; Insecta; Lepidoptera; Papilionidae
Source: the annotation of a GenBank genome assembly
AUGCCACGUGCUCCUCAACCGCACCUUGUACGCGCACAUGUGACAGUCAUAACACAACAAAACUCGAAUGAUAAGCCACUGGCUGGGGUCGCUAUGCCACAUGCUCCUCAACCGCACCUUGUACACGCACAUGUGACAGUCAUAACACAACGUAACUCGAAUGAUAAGCCACUGGCUGGGGUCGCUAUGCCACAUGCUACUCAACCGCACCUUGUACGCGCACAUGUGACAGUCAUAACACAACAAAACUCGAAUGAUAAGCCACUGGCUGGGGUCGCUAUGCCACAUGCUCCUCAACCGCACCUUGUACGCGCACAUGUGACAGUCAUAACACAACGUAACUCGAAUGAUAAGCCACUGGCUGGGGUCGCUAUGCCACAUGCUCCUCAACCGCACCUUGUACACGCACAUGUGACAGUCAUAACACAACGUAACUCGAAUGAUAAGCCACUGGCUGGGGUCGCUAUGCCACAUGCUACUCAACCGCACCUUGUACGCGCACAUGUGACAGUCAUAACACAACGUAACUCGAAUGAUAAGCCACUGGCUGGGGUCGCUAUGCCACAUGCUACUUAA